GAAAUACAGUGAACGGUUCCUGUGGGCUCGGAGUGAGAGUUUGGCUGUAUGUUGACAUACUUCUGCUAACUAUAAUGGCUUCAAAUGAAACAAAUGUGAUUUGGGAAAUGCUUAAACCUAUUGAUUUUGAGGAGCUCAUCCUGGCGUUCUGCUUGUCGAUAUUAAUUGGUCUACUCAUCGGGAUCUUGAUUUUCCUCCUCCUUACAUGGAUGUCAAGACGGAGAGCUUCAGUCAGGAUCACCAGACGUCAAACCCAGUCGUCAGAAUCUAAAGGCACACGUAAUCAGCACUGCCACCUCAGACAUUACAAGAGUCACGGCUUCGACAAGAACAGUGAAUCUGCAGGAAGAGUGGUUCUGCCCCUCCACAGACAAACCUCUGUGGACCCCAAUGAGCUGCUGGGUAGAAGCCCUAGCUUUCAGAACUCCACUUUUCGGCCGCCACCAAAAAAGACCAAGAAGACCGGCAAUGAAACAGAGGAUGAUAACCAAGCUGCAUUACUUCCUAACAUCACAGAUCCAUUUAGUGCAGAACCAGCGGAGUCCUUCUGGCUGGGGAAGGGCAGUCUAAGGGGUUUCCUACCCAGACAGACUCCACCACCUGCUUAUGACAGUGUCAUUCACAUCUUUCAAGAGUCCUGUACCUGACUGCACUGUGAUAAGAGACAAAGGAUUGCACAUAAAUCCCAAAACACGGAUAAAACGUGACAAAAGAGGGAAAAAAAUAAAAGAAAGUCUGGUUCUAAUUUGAAAUUAACCCUGAUUUUACACACAUUUGCAUUACUUUCAUGGGUAACACUUAACAAUAAGAUGCCAUUAAUUAGUGUUCAUGCAUUAAAUAACAAUGAGCAAUAGAUUUAUUAGUAUUCUUUAAUCUUUGUUAACGUUAGAUAAUUAAAAUACCACUGUUCAUUUCUAGCUCAUGUCAGCUCAGGUUCAUAAAAAAAUAAUAAUAAAUACAAGAGAUAUUUUUGAUUUUAAUAAUUUAAAGACGCUUUUCUCCAAAGAUGGGAGCUGUUCGUCAAAGAGUCACCAAUAGUCAUGAUGCACAAUGCCAAGUUGUUUAGACAAAUAUGUUGAAAUUAACAUUCACUAUAAGAUUAAUAAUUGCUCAAAAAAUAUUUUUAUUAUUAGGUUAUGUUAUCUAAUUAAUGUUAUCAAAUUUAACCUUAUUGUAAAGUGUAACCCAUGGUGUAAAAAUGUGGAAUGGAAUUAUUUUGUGUUUCUUAGGAUAAACCUGGUCAUUAAAAAUCACAGAUGCUUUAUUGCAUCUAAAUCUUUACAUUCUUUUGUCACUGUUAGUUUUGGUUGUUUGCUUAUUGAAUUGAAGCAGUGAAGUAAAGCAAAGCACAAAUAAAAGAAUACUAACUAA
This is a messenger RNA of Carassius gibelio (silver crucian carp), 1371 nucleotides long. Its product is annotated as myc target protein 1 homolog. NCBI's taxonomy places the organism in Eukaryota, Metazoa, Chordata, Actinopteri, Cypriniformes, Cyprinidae. Gene Ontology annotation, cellular component: nucleoplasm. The record is from RefSeq and is a predicted model, not a curated record. Bases 75 to 647 code for a protein of 190 amino acids. The transcript has 2 exons.